Cydia amplana is the source of this 4522-nucleotide messenger RNA. RefSeq lists its product as uncharacterized. Bases 1440 to 2978 code for a protein of 512 amino acids. Lineage: Eukaryota; Metazoa; Arthropoda; Insecta; Lepidoptera; Tortricidae. The transcript has 2 exons. The record is from RefSeq and is a predicted model, not a curated record.
AAGAGAUCACGUUCGAGGUCUAGAGACCGGGAAGAUCGGAAAACUUGUAAAAAACUCAAGUUAAUGCAGGAACAAAUUGAUAACCUAACAAAAUGUAUGACGGAGUUUAUUCAAAGCCAAAAAAAGGAAAACAAUACUCCAGAUGUUGUGGAGGCUAAUAAAGAAAAUAUACCAGAGAUAUCUAAUAAAGACUCUGAUAAAUCUACAAAUAAUUGCAACUUGCAACUCUCCCCUUCCUCCGACGUUGAUAUUAUUACACCCGAGGAUAAUAUUCAAGAAUCAACUGAAGCUCCACAAGACUGGAACCAGGAGUUCCUAGAAAUGAUGGGAGAGGAAUUACCUUGCUCUAAUGCAACCACAAAUAUUGAUGAGACUAUCCAGAAACAGUGGACUAAUUGGAUCACAAAGGGUCUAACAGAGGAGACUCGAAAGGGUCUUAUCAAAAAAUAUUCUAGAGAAGGACCUCUUCGCACCGAAGCACCCAAAAUAAAUAUGGAGAUAGUGAGCCACUUAACAGAAAUUGCUAAAAAGAGAGAUCAGCACUUUGCCGACACCCAAAAUUGUGUGGGUACGGGCCUGAUUUCACUCGGGUCAGCUAUAUCAAUGUUAAUGGAAAACCCCGAAGAGGGAGUUGACCACAUGCAACUCAUGAAAUAUCUGUGGGACACUGGAAAAAUUAUGACAGAUAUAUUUCAUCAACACUCAGUUGCAAGAAAGUCUUUCAUUACACCAAAUCUUGAUAAGGACAUUAGAUCUACCCUAGAGGCGACAGAUUCUGACGAAUGGCUUUAUGGUCUCAAACUAAACGAACAAGUUAAGGAUGCCAAAAAUAUAAAGAAGGCUUCAGCUUCACUUAAGGCACCAGAAAGACCACCAGCUAAGAAGCCAUACCAACCAUACCAACAGCCCUAUCACUCCUAUCAGCCCUACCAGGUAAACUGGAGAGGCCCACCUGCGAGACCCAGACAGGUGGGCUAUUAUCCACGGAGGCAAUUCACCAAUGUGAGAUACAAACCGAAGCCAUUCCAGACGAAGUCUUCACAGAAUGCAGGACGCUCCACGACACAAAAACAAAACCGUCCAGCAUCGAAGAAGUAGAGGUAAAUUAUACUGCAGGUCGCCUGCAACAUUUUGUGGAUAUAUGGAAAACUAUUACAACUGAUGACUUCAUUAUAAAUUGUAUCAGAGGUUAUGGUAUAACUUUCAAAAACAAACCUUUUCAAUUCAGAGAGCCAACUCUCAGCUGGCCUCCGGGUGAAUUUAAAAAGAUACAACUAGAAAUUUCGACACUUUUAUCUAAAGGGGCUAUUGAAAUAUGUUCAGAUUGCGAGGGACAAUUUGUGUCAUCCUACUUCCUAGUUGAAAAACCAGAUGGAUCUUAUAGAUUUAUUAUUAAUUUACAAAAAUUAAAUGAGUUCAUAGAAACUUCUCAUUUUAAAAUGGAGGAUCUUAGAGCAGCCAGAGACUUAAUUUCCCCAAAUAUGUAUAUGGCAACAUUAGACUUAAAAGAUGCCUAUUUUUUAGUCCCAAUGUGUAAAAACAGCAGAAAAUAUUUAAGGUUUAGAUUUGAUGGUAUUUUGUAUCAGUUCACAUGUCUCCCAUUCGGGUUAUCCACCAGUCCUUAUAUUUUUACCAAGAUCAUGAAACCCGUUAUGAAUAAUAUACGCCUAAAUGGCUGGUUAUCCUUAGUUUACUUAGAUGAUUUACUGUGCAUUAGUGAUACAUAUGAAUCCUGUAAAAAUAAUAUAAAAAAUAUUAUUACAUUUAUAGAAAAACUAGGAUUUAUUAUAAAUUAUAAGAAAAGCCAUACAAAUCCAAGUAAAAGAUGCAAAUACCUUGGUUUCUUUUUAGACUCAGAAAAAUACUCAGUUGAUUUACCAGAUGAUAAGAAAAAUCAAAUUAUAAAAUUCUUAAGCCAUUUUAAAGUAGGAAAUCAGUACAAGAUCCGCCUUUUCGCGCAACUGCUAGGAGUUUUAGUUGCAGCAUCACAUGCAGUUCAAUAUAGUAAAAUAUAUUGUAAGAGACUAGAGAGAGCUAAAUGGUUAGCGUUAACUGUAAAUAAUGAUGAUUUUGAAGGCUAUAUGAAAAUUACUGAUUAUGUCAAAGAAGAUCUUACUUGGUGGCACAUAAAUGUAUUGACUGGUUCUAACCCCAUACGCACAAAGAAAUACAAAAUAAUUAUUUCCUCAGAUGCAUCUAGGUCAGGCUGGGGCGCAGAAUCCAAUUCAAUAACUACCCGUGGAUUCUGGAGCCAGGAUGAUAAAAAAUUUCACAUAAAUUAUCUUGAGCUCCUAGCUGCCUUUUUCGGAUUAAAGUGUUUUGCCUCUAAACUCAGUAACUGUGAAAUUCUAAUGCGAAUAGAUAAUACUACAGCUAUUUCUUACAUUAAUAAGGCCGGAGGUGUCAAAUUUCCCCACUUGAGUGAAUUAGCCCGUAAAAUAUGGCAGUGGUGCGAAAGCAGAAAAAUAUGGAUAGUAGCUUCAUACAUUGCGUCAAAAGAUAACGUCGACGCAGACACUGCUUCUCGCGAUACGAACUUAGACACCGAAUGGGAGCUAGCGGGCAAAUAUUUUAAGCAAAUUGUUAAAAAAUUUGGUACCUGUAGUAUUGAUCUGUUCGCAUCCAGAAUUAAUACCAAGUGCAAAACAUUUUGCUCCCGUUACCCUGAUCCAGAAGCUUCAGUAGUAGAUGCUUUUACGAUUUCAUGGGAAAAAGAACAUUUCUACGCCUUUCCCCCUUUUGCUGUAAUAUUGCCAGUAUUGAGGAAAAUAAUUAAUGAUAAAGCAACAGGGAUAGUAGUUGUACCAAAUUGGCCCACGCAAGCGUGGUACCCGAUGUUUACAUCACUUUUAUGUGAAUCUCCUAUAAUAUUGGAACCUUCAACUGACCUACUACUUUCUCCUUGCAGGAGCAGAAUACAUCCUCUAUCACACAAACUUUCUCUAGUGGUAGGGAAAUUAUCAGGGAGGCGUACCUGAAAAAAGGAGUUCCCGAGAUGUCGGUUGAUUUUAUUAUAGACUCAAUAGCACAAUCCACUCUUAAGCAAUAUGAAGGAUGUCUCAAAAAAUGGAUACAUUUUGCUACAAGUAAUAAAUAUGACAUAUUUGAUCCUACCAGUGGUAAUGUUAUAGAGUUUUUGACAAUGAGAUUCAAUGAAAAUGCAAGUUAUGGUACAUUAAAUUCUUCAAGAUCAGCAAUCUCUCUCAUAGCAAAAAGAGACAUAUCCAAUGAUGCCAUUAUAUCCAGAUUUUUUAAGGGCAUUUUCAGAAGACGUCCUUCUGCACCUAAAUACUCAGAAACAUGGAAUAUCGAGCUAGUUUUAGAAUAUAUUGAAAGCCAAGAUAAUUUAGAGAAUCUAAACCUAAAAAUAAUAUCAGAGAUUGCGACAACACUAUUAGUUCUAGUUACAGCUCAUAGGUUACAAACAAUUGCCUUGAUUAAUAUAGAUGAGAUAAAUAUGAGUUCAUCAGGGCUACAAAUAAAAAUUCCUGAUAGGAUAAAGACAUCAAAACUUGGAAGAAAUCAACCCCUACUCAUGAUUCCUUUCUUCAGAGAACGACCAAAAGUUUGUGUAGCCACCAUAAUCCUUCAUUAUUUAAAAAUAACAGAAACAAUUAGAGGAGGAAAUAAAAAACUAUUUCUGUCAUCGGUGAAGCCUCAUAAUCCAAUCAGUCCUCAGACAAUUGGUCAUUGGAUCAAAUCCUUACUUGGUAAGGCUGGCAUUGAUACUGAAAAAUUUAGUGCAUAUAGUGCUAAACAUGCCUCUGUGUCUACUGCUUAUAGGAGAGGUAUAGACAUUGAUACGAUUAGAAGAACUGCAGGUUGGACAGAGGGGUCAACAACGUUCGCACGUUUCUAUAACAGACCUCUUAUAGAAACAAAUAAUAAGUUCGCUAUUAGUGUUCUAACUAAAGAUAAAUAAGGCUGUGCUAAUUAUAUGCAUGUCAUAUAAAUAUUGUAAUUGUUAUUUUUUGUUGAUUAUGGAUAAUUAAUAAAUACUGUGCCGAAGUUAUAAAAUAUUUGUAUCAUUUAAUUUAAAUGUUAUACUUAAAGAGUACAAAUAUUUUUAAACAUAGCUCUAUCACAGACUCUAAAAAUCUACAUGUUAUCUAUCAUCGAGAACGAGACGCGUAGUAUAAUUGCUCGAUCAAACGAGCCCGCCGAAGGCGGGCGAAGUUCGAUCGAAAUUAUACGAAGCGUCUCGUUCGAAGAUGAUCACUUCCCACCCAUAAAAAGGAAGUUAUAUUUCAAAUGAAUAUCGUAAAAAGUGAAACCCAUCCCUGUAAUCAUCUUACACGAAACUGUGAUAUCGCAUAGUUACUCUAAAAUAUAUGGCGUUCGGCACGGGCGCGCGAGACGUGACAGCGUCGGGCGCGGGAAUAUUUUUCAAAUUUAAAUCUCUAAACGUUGUGAAGUUUAAGCAUACUUAACAGUACUACAUGUUAUCUAUCAUCUUCGAACGAGACGCUUCGUAUAAUUUCGAUCGAACUUCGCCCGCCUUCGGCGGGCUCGUUUGAUCGAG